AUGGCCGACGAAAAUCCGGACUUCACCGAGACUCCCUGCUCAACCUGUAAAGAGGUGUCGACCGAGGAUGAGCUGAUGGUUGGCUGCGAUAGCUGCAAACUGUGGUUCCACGCUCGGUGCGUCAACCUCAAUCCGGCUGACAAGAAGUCGGGGAAGAAGUGGUACUGUCCGGACAAGGACUGCCAAAAGAAGAAGAAGACUAAGAAGUCUGUGGAAGUACCGCUCCCAUUGCCGCCCGAGUUGCAAGAAAAGUUGAAAGCUUUGGAAGAAACUCGGAAGCGCAUGGAAGCGGAACAAGAGAUGGAGCGAAUCCUGAAGGAGAAGGAGCUCGAAAUGGCUGUCUACCUUCAGGAGCGCCAGAUGAAGAUCGACGAGGAACUCCGAGAGAGGGAGUUCAAGCAGCGAGAGGCGAACCUAGAGGCGGAGAUGCAGAAGAAGGAGGAACACCUGAAGCGGAUCCAGAAGCUGGAGACCACAUUUCGGGACAAAAGCGCCUCCAUCGACAAGCUGUUGCAAAACAGCAGCACUCCGCUGCGAAACCCAGAAACGUCCAGUCGCUCCUCGUCGGGGUCCAGCACUACCAGUUCCGGCAGUGGCAAUGGCGACGCGGCUGAUACGAAAGGUGAUGGAAACGACGAGAAGUCGGUCAAGCCGGGAAAAGCUGAGGAUUCUGGAGAGAAGCCAGACGGGCUGGAGCAGCACGGUUCGGGUCCGACGAAGGCCCAGCGAGCUGCAAGACAAGGGCUGACAAGGAAGCUGCCAGACUUCCACGGCAAGCCAGAAGAGUGGCCAUUGUUCUUUGCGGCCUACCAAGCGUCGAACGAAGCCUGCGGGUACACGGACGUGGAGAAUCUCGUGCGCCUACAAGACUGCCUGAAAGGCAGAGCGCUCGAGGAGGUGCGUGGCCAGCUCAUUCUGCCCAAGUCGGUUCCGCGUGUGAUCGCCAAGCUUCGCCAGAUCUACGGUCGCCCAGAAGUGCUGCUGCAAAGCCACCUGCAACGAGUGCGCAAGCUGGAGCCGCCGAGAGCGGACAAGUUGGGAUCGUUCAUCCCGUUCGGCAAUGCAGUGGAACAAUUGUGCGAGCACAUCGAGGCCGCAGAAAUGACGGCGCACCUGGUCAAUCCGAUCUUGAUCCAGGAACUCGUCGACAAGCUUCCGGACGGGGAGAAGAGGAGUUGGGUGCACUACAAGCGCAAGAAGCGCGAAGUAAAUCUGCGCACGCUCACCAACUUUCUCUCAAAGAUCGUCGAGGAUGCGUGCGAGGCGACGGUGAACCUGGACUACAAGCCGGACGUCAGAGCGGCGUCGGGACCGAGCGGCCGAAGCCGAAACAAGGAAAAAGCCGCACUGUUCAACCACAGCGUAGCCGAGGAAUGUACAGAACGGCGAGAGCAGAAGCCACAAAAGCUGUGCAGGGUGUGCCAGCGCAUGGAUCACCGACUGUGGACAUGCGAGGACUUCAAGAAGCUGCCAUAUGAGGAUCGAGCGAAGAUGGCGACGAAGUGGAAAUUAUGCCAACGCUGCCUGAAUGAACACGGCGGUCAAUGCAAGCUCAAACUUCGCUGCAACGUCGGAGAGUGCCGCGAGCCACACAAUCCUCUGCUUCACCCGGAGACGAGGGCAGUUGGCAUGAACGCACACAUCACGUCCACGAGUCCCGUGCUGUUCCGGAUGCUCCCGGUAAAAGUCUACUGCGGUGAGAGAUCAAUGAUCGUGCUCGCUUUCCUUGACGAGGGUUCGUCCCUCACCCUGAUCGAAAGUGGUCUUGCCGAACGUUUGGGGCUGUUGGGGACGAAGGAGAAGCUCACCAUCAAGUGGACGGCCAACAUCACGCGAGUGGAACAACAUUCGAGGCGGACAAAUAUUUGGGCGUCGGCGAUCAACGGGACGAAUGGCGAGAAGCUGCUGCUGCAAUCUGUCCGCACGGUGGACAAGCUGAUGUUGCCACGCCAAACACUUAAUGCUGCUGAAGUUUCGUCACACUACGAUCACUUGCGCGGGCUUCCGAUGGAUUCGUACGACGGUCGGCCAGGAAUGCUGAUCGGGUUGAAUAAUAUUCAUUCGUUCGCACCGCUGGAAACGAAGGUCGGCACGAUUGUCGAUCCGGUGGCAGUCCGGUGCAAGCUCGGCUGGACGGUCUACGGACCGCGGGAUGCAGAGUCGGCGGGCGCGAGCUGUUUCCUCGGAUGCCACCAAGAAGUGACGAACGAGGAGCUGCACGAUCUUCUCAAAAGCCACUAUUCGCUGGAAGAAGCGGUGGUGACUGUGCAGCGGGAGUCGGUCGAGGAUCAGCGGGCGAGGAAGAUCAUGGAGGAAACUACACGUCGCGUGGGUGACCGCUUCGAGACCGGACUGCUGUGGAAGACCGACGACGUCAAGUUCCCGAACAGCUAUCCGAUGGCUGUAAAGCGGAUGAAGCAGCUGGAGAAGAAACUUGAGCGUUCGCCAGAGCUGUACGACAACGUCAAGAAGCAGAUUGAAGACUACCAGGCCAAGGGAUACGCGCACGAAGCCACCGCGGAGGAACUGAACGGAACAAACAACAACAAAGCGUUCUAUCUGCCGCUCAACGUGGUGGUGAACCCGAAGAAGCCGGGGAAAGUUCGGCUGGUCUGGGAUGCGGCCGCGACGGUAGAUGGAGUCUCUCUCAAUUCGAUGCUGAUGAAGGGACCAGAUCUGCUCGUGCCACUGGUGUCGGUGAUCUGUGGGUUCCGCGAACGACGGGUUGCUUUCGGCGGGGACAUCCGUGAGAUGUACCACCAGCUGAAGAUUAUCUCCGGGGACAAGCAAGCUCAACGCUUCCUCUUCCGGGACAACAUCAAAGAAGAGCCGAAAGUGUACGUGAUGGACGUCGCUACAUUCGGGUCGAAGAGUUCACCGGCGUCGGCGCAGUACGUGAAGAAUCGCAAUGCGGAAGAGCAUGCUGGUCAGUAUCCGGACGCUGUGGCAGCGAUCAUCAAUCGGCACUACGUCGAUGACUACUUUGACAGCGUCGACACCGUUGAGGAAGCUGUCAAGCGAGCGAAGCAGGUGAGCCACGUCCACAAAAAAGGUGGCUUCGAGAUCCGCAACUGGGUGUCCAACUCGCCGGAAGUGCUGACUGCUCUGGGCGAAGAGAAGCCGAUGAGUCCUGUGCUGCUGAACCAGGACAAGCAAACACCCAGCGAGCGCGUACUUGGCGUGCGGUGGGACCCGGAGCUGGACGAAUUCGCCUUCGCCGUGAUGCACCGCGAAAAACUGAUGAAGUACCUGAAAGAGGGGAAAAGACCAACUAAACGGAUCAUGGGACCAAGACAUCGACGACGAAGCCUGGAUUCUGUGGAAGCGGUGGACGGCACUGCUGCCGGAAGUCGAAGCACUUCGGUUUCCCGGAGCUACUUCGGCGAUGCGAUGUCCACGUCGGUCGAGAGUCUCGAGCUGCACAUCUUCAGUGACGCGAGCGAGCUGGCGUACGGUUGUGCGGCGUAUCUACGCGCGGUCAUCGACGGUCAAGUUCACUGCAGUCUCGUCAUGGCGCGAUCGAAGGUGGCACCGCUGAAACGACAAUCGAUUCCACGACUGGAGUUGAUGGCGGCGUGCAUGGGAGUGCGCAUGAGCCAGCAGAUCCUCGGAACUCACACGCUGCAGAUCGACCGUACCGUUUUCUGGACCGACUCGAGGACCGUCCUUGCGUGGCUGCACGCAGAUCCCUACAAGUACAAGCAGUUCGUCGCCUUUCGGGUCGGGGAGAUUCUGGAGCUGACGAGACUGGACGAUUGGAGAUGGGUGCCUUCGAAGAAGAACAUCGCGGACGUUCUCACAAAGUGGGGACCUGGACCGCCACUGCAGAACGAUUCGGAAUGGCGGAACGGUCCGGCGAUACUGUUCGAGCAGGAUGACGACUCACCACCUGAGCAGAUCGAGGAGACGAACGAAGACGCACGAGGCUUGGUACUGUUCCACGGGACAGUCAACGUAGAAGCGGUCUCGACGUGGACAAAGCUGGUGAGGGUGACUGCAACGGCGGUACGCUUCAUCGAAAAUUGUCGUCGCAGAAAAGACGGCCGUCCGGUACUGACUGCAAAGGCCACGCGUCGCCUAGCCAAGCUGGUUAAAGCGCAGCACGAGACGGAGGUCCAACCGCUGCAACAAGACGAGCUGCAGAAGGCCGAGAGGAUUCUGUGGAAGCAAGCGCAGUUCGAGAGCUUCCCCGACGAGAUGAGCGUGCUGACGAAGAACCUACAACUGAAGCAGGGUGAGUUGCCAGAGAAGAUCGAGCGGCUGGAGAAGAACGAAUCGAUCCCGUUCGACAAGCGAUUCCCGAUCAUCCUGGGUCGAAAACACGCCGUCACCAAGAAGAUCAUCCAGCACUACCACGAGAAGUACGGUCACGCGAAUCGGGAGACCGUGUUCAACGAGCUGCGCCAGAAGUUCUGGAUUCCAAACGCACGGGCUGCGAUCCUGGAGGUCGUAAAGGAGUGUGUGUGGUGCAAGGUGAACCGUUGCGUGCCGUUCGUCCCAACAAUGGCGCCGCUUCCGGUCGAACGCACUGCAGCAACCAUGCGACCGUUCAGCGCAGUAGGCGUGGAUUACUUGGGACCGGUCGAAGUCACGGUGGGGCGCCGCAGAGAGAAACGCUGGAUCGCAGUCUUCACGUGCUUAGCGGUCAGGGCGGUGCAUCUCGAAGUGGUCCAUAGCCUCACCACGCAAUCGUGCCUGAUGGCCCUCCGGAGGUUCGCGUGCAAACGCGGCGUUCCAGAGAAAGUGUUCUCCGACAACGCUACGUGCUUUCGGGGAGCGGACGCGGCGAUAACGAAGGAGAUCAACAAGGAGUGCGCGGAGCAGAUGACGUCACCGACCACUUCAUGGUCCUUUAUCCCACCUGGGACGCCCCACAUGGGCGGCGCCUGGGAACGGAUGGUGCGAUCGGUGAAGGAGGCGUUGCGCGCACUUGACGACGGACGAAAGCUGACCGACGAAAUUCUCUCGACAUCUUUGGCCGAGGCCGAAGACAUGAUCAACACUCGGCCGCUGACGUACGUCCCUCAAGAUUCCGCUGAAGAAGAAGCCAUCACGCCAAACCACUUCCUGCGCGGGACGGUAACGAGUGCGGACCUCAAAGUGGACGAGACGGUGGACACCGCUGCUGCACUGCGAGAUGUCUACAAGCGGAGUCAGCAGCUGGCGGGCAAGAUGUGGGAGCGGUGGUCGAAGGAGUACCUGCCCUCGCUGAACCGGCGUCCAAAGUGGUUCGAGGAUCGGAAGCCCCUCGAGGCGGGUGACUUGGUGUUCGUGGUCGAUGGCAAGAACCGGAAGAGCUGGGUACGAGGUCGAGUGGAGGAGGUCUUCAAGGGGUCGGACGGACGAGUUCGGCAAGCGGACGUGAGGAGUGCGGACGGCAAGGUCAACAGGAGAGCCGUGGCGAACUUAGCGGUGUUGGAGAUAAUGGACGGUAAAUCCGACGUGCUGGAAUGCCCGACGGAUGUUACGGGCUGGGGUGUUGCGACCGCCAAGAUGGGAACACUGCCAUGCGGUGUGACGGCGACGGUGCAAUCGUCCGACACCGUCUUGGCUGUCAACACACGCGAAAAGGAGGAGCAAGCAAAAACAAAGUGCGUGUGUGACACCCAGCUUCAAGACACACGUUGCAAGUCACCAUUUGCGAAGAGUAAGGGAAUUUAG
Culex quinquefasciatus (southern house mosquito) is the source of this 5661-nucleotide messenger RNA. RefSeq lists its product as uncharacterized. The coding region runs from base 1 to 5661 and encodes 1886 amino acids. The record is from RefSeq and is a predicted model, not a curated record. Gene Ontology annotation, molecular function: nucleic acid binding. NCBI's taxonomy places the organism in Eukaryota, Metazoa, Arthropoda, Insecta, Diptera, Culicidae. Gene Ontology annotation, biological process: DNA integration. The transcript has 4 exons.